Drosophila innubila is the source of this 964-nucleotide messenger RNA. RefSeq lists its product as uncharacterized. The record is from RefSeq and is a predicted model, not a curated record. Bases 36 to 707 code for a protein of 223 amino acids. The transcript is spliced from 2 exons. Lineage: Eukaryota; Metazoa; Arthropoda; Insecta; Diptera; Drosophilidae.
CUAAACAACGGAAGCAAUAAACCGAAAAGUUGAACAUGCAAAAAGCUGUCUUGAUAUUCCUAAGCCUAUUAGCGCUUGGCCAUGCGGCUACACUCUAUGCGGAUGCGGAUUCAACAACUUCUGAGCCGGUUAGAGAUUCAACUACAGCUGCUCCAGUUGAAACAACUGUGGCGGAUCAAACAACAGCUGAUGCAGCUAAAACCACUGUUACUGCUGAUCCAGUUCAAACAACUGUAACUCAACCUUCGGGUCAAACUACUGCUAAUCCUGCUGAAACAACUGUAACUCAGACUCAAACUACACCUGUUACAACUAAGCCUGGAGAAUGUUUAUAUCCCACCCGAGCCUGGGGUGUUCCAGAUCUGCGUGAAUUUGCGUUCUGUAAGGACGGCGUGGCUCAAGUCACCCAGUGCAAUGAGGAUGAAUACUAUGUGAGCAAUGAUCUGGUUUCCGGUUGUCUGCCUGCUGACAAAAUGGAUCCCCAAUGCGUCAAUCUCGACAUCACGGUGGGUCCCUGCACGGGCAAGAAUCUGUUGCAACCGCAGCCAAGUGAGACUCUGACUAAUUUCUGGUUCUGCGAGAAAGAGGGAGCGGAGCCCGUGGAGUGCACCUGUGAACAAAACAAGGCGUUCCUUAAGCAGGGCGGUUACUUGGGUUGCUUCGAGUGGCCGGAGUGGCGCAAAUUGCGCGGUUGCCAAACCUAUUAAGGCGAUAAUAGCCAUAAAACAUAAUCAUGUCCAGCGUUUAAAUAGAUAACCCAAAUGUCCAGCAUUUUAAUUACGUUUUUUAUAUAUACCGGACUUUAUCUUGAUUAAAUAUUUUCCGUAUGGAAUAUAAAUUAAUUUUCAAUUGAUUACAAAAUAAUUAACCGAGGCAAUUGUUAAUAAAAUAGUUUGAUAAGAUUGAACCUAUAGAUAUGCCACAACCUCACACAUAUCAAUAAAUCUUGAUUUUCUUUCUUUUA